Molecule: messenger RNA, 456 nt
Organism: Pestalotiopsis fici W106-1
Lineage: Eukaryota; Fungi; Ascomycota; Sordariomycetes; Amphisphaeriales; Sporocadaceae
Exons: 2
Coding region: 1-456 (151 amino acids)
Cellular component (GO): membrane; nuclear envelope; endoplasmic reticulum
Molecular function (GO): glutathione peroxidase activity; glutathione transferase activity
Source: RefSeq, a predicted model, not a curated record
AUGCCUUUCGCCCUGGAGCUUCCUAGCGAGUACGGUUAUGUCCUGACCGUCGCGUCGGCUUCGUUCUUCGUCAACCUGUACCACUCCACGCUUACGUCGCUGGCCCGCCGAGACAGCGGCCUCAAGUACCCGAUCCCCUACGCGACCGAGGAGCAGGCCGCCAAGAGCCCGGCCGCCUACAAAUUUAAUUGCGCACAGCGGGCGCAUGGCAACUUUGUCGAGAACUUUGGGCCCUUCCUCGGCGCGCUCCUGAUCUCAGGCUUACGCUUCCCGACAGUGGGUGCUGCUGUCGGUGCCGCAUGGGUUUUUGGUCGUGCUCUGUACGCCCGCGGCUACGUUGCUCAAGGUCCGCCUGGGCGCAUGAUGGGUUUCGGUAUCUUCCUGCUGAGUGAUGUUGCCCUCAAGGUCAUGUCGGUUUGGACUGGUGUGCAAAUGAUUCUUGAAUCCCGCGCAUAG